AAACAUUUUUUUCCUUGAAUACAGGUUUCUGAAUGUGUCAUAGCCUAUGAUGGACUAUGAAAAGACAACAGAUGAGGAAAGAUGUCUUCUGGGAAUGAUACCCCUCAGGGGUGUGGAAUAGUCUUUAACUUCCUACUGAAGUGACAAUCAUCUGUAUAAUUUGAAAAAAUUGUUCAUCUCAUGAGGAUUGGUGAAAAAUGAAGAACUCAUUUUUUCUUGACUUCAAAAUCAAUGACUUGCUCUUUGAGGGGUUUACCACACGGACAGUGGCAGGUCUGCUUGCCACCUGCCUUGGGAUGCUCUGUGUGGCUUUCCUUUAUGAAGGAAUGAAAAUCUACCAGAAUUAUCUUGGUUACCAGCAGCUGAAGCAUGGGGAGGUGUCAUUGUUCUCAAGGUCCAGUGCCACCAUUGAGGAGGAAACCGCUUUGCUUCCUCGACGUAGAGUAAUUUCCAUAUUCCACAUGGCGAAAGUUGGACUUGGCUAUUGUCUGAUGCUGGUUGCAAUGACGUUCAAUGGAUACUUGUUCAUCAGUGUCUGCCUUGGGGCCACCCUUGGCUUCUUCCUUUUUGGGAACUACAGCCUCCAGGACAUAGUGCCACAUGCUGCUCGCAAGCAAAAUCGUCGUUUUCAUGUGGCUGCAGGGAGUGAUGAAAUGGAUGAACCUGAGCAAGUACAGCCCAUGGUGCAGAACUCUGGGGAUUCUAUGGCUGCACAUAAAUAUGUUGCAGAAGUCCCCGCAAGUCAAUGGGGAUCAGGACGCCUCUUUCGUUUUUUUAGGGACACCAUGAAAGAAUUGCAUGGUAACACAGGAACACCACUUGCCCCAAACAGCAGAAAUGUGUGCCUAUCAUUGAGGACCAAAGUCAGCAUGUGGAUGCUUGGGACCGGUGUGGUGAUGCUGCAUCAAGGGGGACGGUAUCACAUUGCCCUGUGCAGGGACUCGACAGGCGAGAACCAUCACCGGUCUCGCAUCGUCGAAGCAAACUCCAUCCAUCCCCUCGCGGACGAGUCUUCGGAUUCUUGCAAUUUUUGGCAGGAGUUCUGGAAAAUCCUCAGACCUCACACUUUCUUACUUCUUGUUGCUGUCACUGCUGCUCUAGUCACAGCAGGAUUGAACAUCUUCAUCCCAAAACUGUUGGGAGAGGUGGUAAACGUUUUGGCAGUAUUGGCCCGUGGGGAACACACCCACGACUAUUUCUCCAUGAUCAGAACCCCUGCCACCAAGCUCAUGGUUUGCUACCUUCUUCAGGGUCUCUUCACGUUCGUCUACGUGACGAGCCUCUUCUCCGUGGGGGAGAGGGUGGCCUUCGCUCUUCGCACCAGGUUGUUCAACUCGUUGAUCAUCCAGGAGAUGGCCUUCUUCGAUGCUCAUCGUACUGGCGAUCUUGUUGGCAGACUGACCCAGGACAUCCAAGAGUUGAAGAGCAGCACCAAGCUGAUCGUCUCUCAGGGACUGCGAAGCAGCGCCCAGGCGAGUCCCACUUCCCCAAUCCGUCCGCGUUUCCCCGUCGGAUCCCCCAACGAUCGCCUGCAUCCCUCAGAUCGCAGGCUGCAUGGUGUCCCUCUACUGGAUCUCCCCCCACCUCAUGGCCGGCUCGGCCCUCGUCCUGCCCAGUCUCAUCCUCGUCGGGACCGUGAUCGGUGCCGGGCUCAGGCGGCUCUCCAAAGAUACCAGCGCUCGGAUGAGUCAUUGCUCGUGUUUCAGCUCUCUCGGGCGACGACAGUGGCAGAGGAGGCAUUGUCCAACGUCCGCGUCGUCCGCACUUUCGCCACCGAGAAUGCGGAGAUGUCCCUCUACGAAAGGGAGGCCGGUGCCACUGCCGCCCUGGGCGAACGACUGGGGUUCGGCAUCGGCGUCUUCCAGGGUCUCACGAAUGUAGCGCUGAAUUCGAUCGUCCUGGGGACGCUGUUCGCCGGAGGCGCCCUGAUCCAAGAGCACCGGCUGACGGCCGGCGAUCUCAUGUCUUUCCUGGUUGCCACUCAGAUGAUGCAGCGCUCUUUCACGCAGAUUUCACUCCUUUUUGGUCAGUUUGUGAGGGGUGUGACGGCUGGAGCUCGAGUCUUUGAGUUUCUCGACCGAGUGCCGCAAGUUCCCGUGGAGGGAGGCCUCAUCAUACCCAAUGAGGAACUUAAAGGGGAAGUGACAUAUGAUGAUGUUCGAUUUGCCUAUCCAACUCGAGAGAACCAGCGAGUGCUUAAGGGCUUCAGUUUUGUGUUGCCUGAGGGAAAGGUCGUCGCUCUGUGCGGUCCCUCGGGCGGAGGAAAGACGACCAUCGCUGCCCUUCUCGAGAGGUUGUACGAGGUGCAGUCCGGGAGGAUCCUGUUGGAUGGGUACGACAUCCGGGACCUGGAUCCCUCGUGGCUCAGGGGGAGGGUGAUCGGGUACAUUCCCCAGGAACCGGUCCUCUUUGCGACUUCCGUCUUGGAGAACAUUCGAUACGGACGCAUCACCGCCUCCGACGAAGAAGUGCACGAGGCGGCCCGACUGGCAAACGCGGACGAGUUCAUCCGGUCCUUCCCCCGAGGCUACGACACGGUGGUCGGAGAGAGAGGCGUGACCGUUUCUGGCGGCCAGAAGCAGCGAAUCGCCAUCGCUCGUGCUCUUCUCAAGAAUCCUGUCGUCAUCAUCUUGGACGAAGCCACCAGCGCCCUGGACGUGGAGUCCGAGGCGGCGGUCCAGGCGGCGCUGGAGAAGGUCAUGCGCGGCCGCACCGUCCUCGUCAUCGCGCAUCGCCUCUCGACCAUCAAGGGCGCCGACUGCAUCGCGGUCAUCGCGGACGGGCAGGUUGUCGAGCUGGGAAGCCACGCGGAGUUGACGGAGCGAAGGGGAUUCUAUUACGACCUCAUCAAGUACCAGAUGGACCUGGAUCGGCUUGGAAUGGGUCGCAAGGAAGGCUAGGAAGUGCACGACUCUUUUUAUUGUGA
Darwinula stevensoni is the source of this 2926-nucleotide messenger RNA. The record is from the annotation of a GenBank genome assembly. Lineage: Eukaryota; Metazoa; Arthropoda; Ostracoda; Podocopida; Darwinulidae.